GGUAUUGGGCAGGCCGAUGCCCCGCCAGCGACGGCGGCAGCGACAGGGCGGAGGAAGCGGCGGCGGACGAGAACCGCCAAGAACUCGGAGGAGAUGGAGAGCCAGCGGAUGACCCACAUUGCCGUCGAGCGCAACCGCCGCAAGCAGAUGAACGAGUACCUCGCCGCGCUCCGCUCCCUCAUGCCGCCCUCCUACGCGCAAAGGGGCGAUCAGGCGUCCAUCGUUGCAGGCGCAAUCAACUUCGUCAAGGAGCUGGAGCAGCGGGUCCAAUCGCUGGAAGCGCACAAGCUGACAACCCGGCAAUGCGCGGUCGCCGACGGAGAAGCACCACCGCCGCCAUUCGCCAAUUUCUUCACCUUCCCACAGUACUCCAUGAGCGCUACCUCUGCACCAACGCCUCCGGCGAACAAUGAGGCUGCCGAGGGCGGAGCCGAGGCCGAGGAGUCUGGAUCAAAGCCGUCCGCGGUGGCCGACGUGGAGGUGACCAUAGUGGAGAGCCACGCUAACCUGCGGAUGCUGUCCCGGCGGCGGCCGAGGCAGCUGCUGCGGCUGCUGGUGGCGCUGCAGCGCCACCGGCUCACCGUGCUGCACCUCAACAUGACCGGCGCCGGCCACAUGGUGCUCUACUCGCUUAACCUCAAGGUGGAAGAUGACUGCCAACUUACCUCAGUGGACGAGAUCGCCACCGCGGCUCACCAGAUCGUCGAGAGGAUCCAACAAGAGCAAGAGUGUGUAGCUUAA
This is a messenger RNA of Lolium rigidum, 741 nucleotides long. Its product is annotated as transcription factor bHLH94-like. Gene Ontology annotation, molecular function: DNA-binding transcription factor activity, RNA polymerase II-specific; RNA polymerase II cis-regulatory region sequence-specific DNA binding; protein dimerization activity. NCBI's taxonomy places the organism in Eukaryota, Viridiplantae, Streptophyta, Magnoliopsida, Poales, Poaceae. The transcript is spliced from 3 exons. The record is from RefSeq and is a predicted model, not a curated record. Bases 94 to 741 code for a protein of 215 amino acids. Gene Ontology annotation, biological process: regulation of transcription by RNA polymerase II.